Messenger RNA from Ascochyta rabiei, 1332 nucleotides. RefSeq names its product Salicylate 1-monooxygenase. NCBI's taxonomy places the organism in Eukaryota, Fungi, Ascomycota, Dothideomycetes, Pleosporales, Didymellaceae. Gene Ontology annotation, molecular function: FAD binding. The record is from RefSeq and is a predicted model, not a curated record. Bases 1 to 1332 code for a protein of 443 amino acids. The transcript is spliced from 2 exons. Gene Ontology annotation, biological process: secondary metabolite biosynthetic process.
AUGGCGGAUCAGCAGUCUGGCAUAGCCAUUGUGGGAGCCGGCGUAGGCGGCCUAGCUUUUGCUAUUGGCCUCACCCGCCACAGCAUUCCCUUCACCAUCUACGAAUCCGCGCCAGCCUUCUCGACUGUCGGCGCUGGCGUAGGCCUGGGCCCCAACGCGCUCCGAGCCAUGGACCUCAUCGACAAGCGGUUCCGCGACAUGUACAUGGAUGUUGCCACGGGGAACCUGAACCCUGAGAAGAAGCACGUCAUGAUGGAGGCCAUGCGCAUGGAAGAAGGGUUGGGUCAGGGUGAGAGCUGGUGGGGCCAUGGCGAAUGGGGGGCGCCGUACUUUGAGCGGACAGGGGCUCACAGAAAGGACCUCCUGGACAUCAUGACAAGCCUCAUCGACAAAGACGCCGUCCGGUUCAACAGCACAGUGGUGGACAUUGAACAAAGCAACGACCAGGUCGCGUUGACCUUUGCCGACGGACGGGUUGCAGGCCAUGCGGCAGUGAUAGACUGCGGUGGCAUCAGAGGCCUCGCGAGGCGCAUCGUCCUCGCGGACCACUUCCCAGAGGCCGUCGAGCCGCAGUACACGCACAAGUACGUCUACCGCACGGUCGUGUCUACUGAGGACGCAACGGAGAUGCUCGGGGAGCUGGCCACGGACGCGAAGAUGUUCGUCAGCAGGGACGCGAAUCUCUCAACGUAUCCGAUCAGCAAAGGCAAGCAGGUGAACGUGGUCGCUUUCAAGCGCGAUCCGCAUCCAUGGCAGCACGCCCGAGGCACUCUCGAGGUCGACAGGAAGAGCAUGCUGGAAGACUUUGGCGGCAUCGGCAUGGACAAGCGGUUGUCGCGAUUGCUCGAGCACGUUGCCCCGAUCCGCUGGCCCAUCUUCGACCACCCCACCACCCCAACCUACCACAGCGGGCUGCUCUGCCUCCUCGGCGACGCCGCGCACGCCAGCACCCCCCACCAAGGCGCCGGCGCCGGCCAAGCCCUCGAAGACGCCCUGAUUCUCACCGUCGCGCUGUCAAAACUACACUCCACCCUCCCUCUCUCGCUUCUCGCCACUCCAUCCCCCGCCCGCACCGCCGCCUUCACCGCCGCCUUCACGGCGUACGACGAGGUGAGGCGGCCGAGAGCGCAGAGACAGGUCGCCACGGCGCGGGAGUGCGGCGAGCUGUACAACCUGCGGGAUCCGAAGACGGGGGACGCCAUGGGUGUGGAGGAAGUGCUGGGCGAGUUGCGGGGCCGGUUCGAGUGGCUGUGGAGCCAUGAUCUCGAGGGGGACGUUGGGGGGGUGGAGGACAGGGUCCGGGUGUUGUUGAGAGAGGGCGGGGUGUUGUAG